This is a messenger RNA of Ziziphus jujuba (common jujube), 1731 nucleotides long. RefSeq lists its product as uncharacterized. The record is from RefSeq and is a predicted model, not a curated record. Gene Ontology annotation, cellular component: endoplasmic reticulum. The coding region runs from base 525 to 1361 and encodes 278 amino acids. The transcript is spliced from 4 exons. NCBI's taxonomy places the organism in Eukaryota, Viridiplantae, Streptophyta, Magnoliopsida, Rosales, Rhamnaceae.
CUCGGAAACUGGUCCCAGGUCUAUUAAAUAUUAAAUAAUAAGCGCUCUCUCUCUCUCUCUCUCUCUCUCUUUAUUUUUUAAAAUUUCUUUUUCUUUUUCUUUUUUUUGGCAAGAAUAUAAAAUAAAUAAUCAAAUCCCACUCCGAAAAAAACCAAAUUUUUCUGCAAAACCCAGUUCCAAAAAAUCUUGAACAAAAAUUUACAGAGUGAGAGUUUUUCUGGGUUUCUUUUUCUUUUUCUUUUUUUUUUUUUAAUUCCUUCCCAUUUCUUCGUUAAUCAGACGAAGACAUUUUACGAGUUAUUUUUUUCCCAGAUCACUUUUGAUGGGAUUGAUGUGAUCUGACGGUGUUGAUUUACCAUCUUGAACUCAGAGAUUUUUAUUUUAUUUUAUUUUUUUUCCCCUCUUCGAGUUGAGAAUCGAGAAAACGAAGUAAAUGUCCGAUUUAUGAGUGCUUUUAUUGUUGUUGUUGUUGUUAAGGCCUUGUUUGGUGGUUGUUUGAAUACAUACACCUUGAGGUUUCAUCAAUGGCGGCUCCGAGGAAUCUGACGGUAGACCCUGGGGUUGGUAGGCUCCUCAAGGACGAAGAGAAUGCGAAAGAGGAUGAUUCCCCAACUGGGAAGAAACCCAAAUUCGAAAAGUUUCCUCUGACGAAAUGGGAGGUUGCAGCCGCUCUCAGCGUGUUCUUGAUCUUCUCCACCGGUCUCUUCUGUAUCUACUUGACCAUGCCCGCCGCCGCGUAUGGUAAGCUCAAGCUGCCACGCACAAUCUCCGAUCUCCGGAUGCUCAAAGAUCAUCUCAUGACUUAUGCACAAGAUUAUCCGGCACAAUUUAUUCUUGGAUACUGCUCCACUUACAUCUUCAUGCAGACUUUUAUGAUUCCUGGAACAAUUUUCAUGUCCUUGCUAGCUGGAGCUCUUUUUGGUGUUUUCAGAGGCCUUCUCUUGGUUGUCUUCAAUGCUACUGCUGGAGCAUCAUCUUGCUUUUUCUUAUCUAAGUUAAUUGGCAGGCCUUUAGUUAGUUGGUUGUGGCCAGAAAAGUUGCGAUUUUUUCAGGCAGAGAUUGCAAAAAGGAGGGAAAGGCUACUAAAUUACAUGCUUUUCCUGAGGGUAACUCCUACAUUGCCAAACCUUUUUAUCAACUUGGCAUCUCCAAUUGUUGAUAUACCCUUCCACAUUUUCUUGUCGGCAACUUUCCUGGGUCUUAUUCCAGCCUCCUAUAUCACUGUGAGAGCUGGCCUUGCUCUUGGGGAUCUCAAGUCAAUCAAGGAUCUGUAUGAUUUUAAAACUUUGACCGUGCUUUUCCUUAUUGGUUCCCUAAUCAUAUUUCCAACCCUUUUGAAGAAGAAAAGAAUCUAUGAAUGAAACUUCCAGCAUCAAGCCGCUACACAUCUUCUGCAAAAGGUGGCGCUUAUCUAGUCUGUCAUCCUUAAAUGUGAAUCUCUAACAAAACAAUUUAUAAAGGUUACUUUUUUUCUUUUCUUUUUUCAGAAGAAAAUAUGUUAAAAAGAGUAAGGGGUGCAUUAGAAAAUGGUAUUCAGAGUAGGCUCCUCAAAAAAUCAUUCUUUUAGUAGAAUACAAAGUAUGGAGUCAUAAAAUAAUGUUUGGAGAAAUAGCAGGAUAUUUAUGAAUAUGUAAUACUUUAUGCACGUUGUAACAUUGAAUAGUCCCUGUAUUAUGGUUUUCCAAACCAAAAAACAGUCGAAAUAUAACUACAGAAUUAUUUAUUGAAUUA